Nomascus leucogenys (northern white-cheeked gibbon) is the source of this 1453-nucleotide messenger RNA. It is a transcript of the gene PLAAT5, whose product is annotated as phospholipase A and acyltransferase 5. Gene Ontology annotation, cellular component: cytoplasm. Gene Ontology annotation, molecular function: A2-type glycerophospholipase activity; glycerophospholipid phospholipase A1 activity. Lineage: Eukaryota; Metazoa; Chordata; Mammalia; Primates; Hylobatidae. Gene Ontology annotation, biological process: N-acylphosphatidylethanolamine metabolic process. The record is from RefSeq and is a predicted model, not a curated record. The coding region runs from base 127 to 888 and encodes 253 amino acids. The transcript has 6 exons.
GCUUCCCCUCCGCCCCCAGUGCCCACGAUUCCGCGGCUCCGCCGACCAGGGGCCGCGCCGACUGGGAACUCGCCAGGCGCGUGGUCCCUUGCAAGGCCUGGGGGCCGGCGAGGCCGCAGAGGCGGGAUGGGCCUGAGCCCGGGCCCCGAGGGGGAGUACGCGCUCCGCCUCGCUAGGAUUCCCCCACCGCGCCCCAAACCCGCCUCGCGAACCGCCGGUACCGGGCCCAAGGACCGGCAGCCUGCGCUCAGACGUUCAACUGUGCCCCACUCGGGUCUAAAUAGCGUUUCCCCCCUUGAAUUAGAAGAAUCCGUGGGAUCCGCAGCGUUGGUCCAGCUCCCAGCCAAGCAGCCUCCGCCGGGCACAUUAGAACAGGGCAGAAGCAUCCAGCAAGGGGAGAAGCCUGUAGUUAGCUUGGAGACCACACCCAGCCAGAAAGCAGACUGGAGUUCAAUUCCAAAGCCUGAGGAUGAAGGCAAGUUAAUAAAGCAAGCAGCUGAGGGAAAACCAAGACCCAGACCUGGAGACCUGAUUGAGAUUUUUCGAAUUGGCUAUGAGCACUGGGCCAUCUACGUGGAAGAUGAUUGCGUGGUCCAUCUGGCUCCCCCGAGUGACGAGUUUGAGGUGGGCAGCAUUACUUCCAUCUUUAGCAAUCGGGCCGUGGUGAAAUACAGUCGUCUGGAGGAUGUGCUGCAUGGCUGCUCCUGGAAGGUCAAUAACAAGCUAGAUGGGACGUACCUGCCCCUGCCGGUGGACAAGAUCAUCCAGCGUACAAAAAAGAUGGUCAACAAGAUCGUGCAGUACAGCCUGAUUGAAGGGAACUGUAGAGCACGCCCUCAUGGAAGGAGCGAAGGCUGCUGGAGCAGUUAUUUCAGCUGUAGUGGAUAGCAUAAAGCCCAAACCAAUAACUGCCUGAAGGUGAUGAAAACUCCAGCUAGAGGAAGAGCUACUGACACAAGCAAAAAGAACAUGCUUCCUUCCCUUGCCUUCUCUCAAUGGCUCUGAUUAAGAAAAAUGUGAACUUCUGGAAGAAUCUACAAUGUAUCCAAUUACCCUUCCAGAAAUACAUCCAAUAUAUACAGGCAUAGACCCACAGACUCUCAGGAUGGGAAGGAUCUGGUAUCUAGUGUGUAUCUCUUAUGCGCCAGGCACUGUGCUAGGCAUUUCAUAUACGGAUCUAAUUUCACUCUUUGUAGGAUGGGACCUUGCUUGUUUCUUAGGCUGACCUUGGUUUCUGAUGCUUGAGUGCCAUCAGAAACAUCCCAGAAACCUCUGCUUGAAUAUUUCCAAUAACGAAAAUGUCUUUUUCCAGAUGUUCUUUUUGUUGAACUAAAAUGCCUCUAGCUUCUUUCUAUUUAUGAUAAUCCUGCCCUUUCGACCCACAGUGUAGCUCAGGGGACAAGGACCUUAAGAAAAACUGAGAUUCGUUAUUCAGGGCCCACUGUACCUUAAU